UCAACAAUCUUGAGGACACAAAGUAGCACAAGCCUUGAGCAUGUAUCCCUUCAGAUCCUACGGGAAAGUUGAUGAGCACGAGCAAAUGGUGUUGGAGGCAAGGAGAAAAACCCGAAAGAGAAUCACAAUCAUAAGCUUGUCCUCAAUAGUGCUAGCAGGUGUUGUGUUUGCUGCAGUAUUUGGCAUUGUUAGCACCACUCGUGACACCUCACAAGGUGUCAGUGAUGCUCAAUCUGUGAGCAAUUCGGUGAAGGCUGUUUGUGAUGUGACAUUGUACAAGGACUCGUGCUAUAGCAGCCUUGGUUCUGUUGUGGACUCGGGGCAGGUUCGGCCUGAGGAGCUGUUCAUGUUGUCAAUGAAGGUGGCAUUAUCUGAAGUGUCCAAAGCUGUUGAUUAUUUCAGUGAUCAUGAUCAUGGUGUUUUCAAAGGGUUGAAGGGUGGCAGGAAUAAGGAGGCUUUGAAAAAUUGUAGGGAGCUUUUGGGUCUUGCACUUGAUCAUCUGAAUAGCUCUUUGACAUCCGGGGAAAACUCUUCACUUCUUGAUGUUUUUGAGGAUCUUCAAACGUGGAUAAGUGCUGCAGGUACAUAUCAGCACACUUGCAUUGAAGGCUUCGAAAAUGAAAAAGUAGCACUUAAGUCAAGAGUAGUAAGCUAUCUUAAAAACUCUACACAGUUCACAAGCAACAGUCUAGCCAUCAUCACCUGGAUCAACAAGGCUGCAACCACACUGAACUUGCGGCGAUUAUUGAAUUUACCUCAUCAGAAUGAAGCACCAGAAUGGCUUCAUCCAAAAGAUAGGAAGCUGCUUCUAAUAGAGGAUUUGAAGAAAAAAGCUAACAUUGUUGUGGCCAAAGAUGGCAGUGGGAAAUAUAAGAAGAUUUCUGAUGCACUUAGACAUGUCCCUGAUAAGAGUGACAAGAGAACUGUGAUCUAUGUGAAGAGAGGGGUUUACUAUGAAAAUGUGAGGGUAGAGAAGACCAAAUGGAAUGUGAUGAUUAUUGGUGAUGGUAUGACUUCUACUAUUGUGUCUGGAAGGCGUAACUUUGUGGAUGGCACACCAACAUUUUCAACAGCAACAUUUGCUGUAUUUGGAAGGAAUUUCAUAGCUAGAGAUAUGGGUUUUCGCAACACAGCUGGUCCACAGAAGCAUCAAGCAGUGGCACUAAUGACAAGUGCUGAUCAAGCAGUUUACUAUAGGUGUCACAUUGAUGCAUAUCAGGACACUCUCUAUUCUCAUUCCAACCGCCAAUUCUACAGAGAAUGCAACAUUUAUGGCACAGUUGAUUUCAUUUUUGGAAAUUCUGCAGUUGUGAUCCAAAACUGUAAUAUUAGGCCAAAGUUACCUAUGCAUGGCCAGCAGAACACAAUCACAGCUCAGGGAAAAUUUGACCCUAACAUGAAAACUGGCAUCUCCAUUCAAUAUUGCAACAUUUCACCCUUUGGAAACUUGAGUUCUGUCCAGACUUAUCUUGGAAGACCCUGGAAGAAUUACUCAACCACAGUGUACAUGAGAUCCAGAAUGGAAGGUUUUGUGAACUCCAAUGGCUGGUUACCAUGGACAGGGAACUCAGCACCAGACACCAUUUUCUAUGCAGAAUUUCAGAAUGUUGGACCAGGUGCUUCAACAAAGAAUAGGGUCAAGUGGAAGGGUUUGAGAAACAUUACCAGUAAACAAGCCACAAAAUUUACUAUCAAGGCUUUUCUACAAGGAGACAGAUGGAUUUCUGCAUCAGGUGCCCCAUUUAAGUCUGAUCUGUGA
Cajanus cajan (pigeon pea) is the source of this 1759-nucleotide messenger RNA. Its product is annotated as putative pectinesterase/pectinesterase inhibitor 24. Gene Ontology annotation, biological process: cell wall modification. Lineage: Eukaryota; Viridiplantae; Streptophyta; Magnoliopsida; Fabales; Fabaceae. Gene Ontology annotation, molecular function: enzyme inhibitor activity; pectinesterase activity. The record is from RefSeq and is a predicted model, not a curated record.